AUGAAAAUAGCUAUUGUAAAACCUGGUAUACCAAUGGAAAUUGUAUUAAAUAAAGAAAGUCGUCGAAAAACACCGGUUAUUGUUGCUAUUAAAGGCAAAGAUCGUGAAUUUGGUGAAGCAGCUAUCUCUCGAUCAAGUAAAAUUCCAUCACAAUCUUAUAUGUAUUUACGUGAAUUAGUUGGAAAAUCAUUAAAUAAUCCGGUUGUUGAACAAUAUUUAAAACGAUUUCCAUAUUAUAAAUUAAAAACUGAUGCACAUACAAAUGAACUUGUUUUUGAGCAUGAUAGUGAAACAAACUAUACUGUUGAAGAACUUCUUGCAAUGAUAUUAAAAAAGGCACGUGAAUAUGCAACAGAUUUUGCUGAACAAUCUGUUGAUGCUGCUGUUAUAACUGUUCCACCAUACUUUACACAAACUGAACGACGUGCUAUUAAACGUGCAUGUGAAUUAGCAAAUAUAAAAUUACUUCAAUUAAUGAAUGAUAAUACAGCUGUUGCACUUAAUUAUGGUAUAUUUCGUCGUAAAGAUUUUAAUUCAACAGGUUCAACUUAUUUAUUUUAUGAUAUGGGUUCACAAUCAACAACAUGUACAAUAGCAACAUAUAAUAUUGUUAAAACAAAAGAAAAUGGUUAUGUUGAAGAAGUACCACAAUUAACAAUAAAAUCAGUUGCAUUUGAUCGUGAUUUAGGUGGUUUAGAAUUUCAAAUACGUUUACGUGAUUAUUUAGCAAAAAAAUUUCAUGAACAUCAUCCAAAUAUAGAUUUAUUUCAAAAUUCCAAAGCAUUAACAAAAUUAUUUCGUGAAGCUGGACGUGCUAAAAAUGUUUUAAGUGCUAAUAAUGAAUAUACAGCACAAGUUGAAGGUUUAAUUGAUGAAAUUGAUUUUAAACAUCGAAUAACACGUGAACAAUUUGAAAAAUUAUUUGAAGAUCUUUUUCAACGAGUUAAGCAACCUAUUGAAGAAGCACUUAAUACAAGUGGAAUUACUUUGGAUGAAAUUCAACAAGUCCUUCUAUUCGGUGGUUCAACACGUAUUCCACGUGUUCAACAGGAAUUAAGCAAAUCUCUUGGCGGAAUUGAUCUUGGUAAAAGUUUAAAUACCGAUGAAGCUGCUGCUAUGGGCGCUGUUUAUCAAGCUGCAGCACUUUCAAAAGGUUAUCGUGUUAAAAGAUUUCUUGUUAAAGAUGCAAAUCAAUAUCCAAUAAAUGUUCAAUUUGAACGACAUCCUGAUCCAACAAUGGAAAAUUCUGAACAAAAAUUAAUUGAUCGAACAUUAUUUCAACGAAAUAAUCUUUAUCCAAAUCGAAAAGUGAUGACAUUUAAUCGACAUAUUGAUGAUUUUUCAUUUGAUGUUCAUUAUGGCGAUUUAACAUAUCUUUCAGAUACGGAUAAACGUGCACUUGGUCAAACUGAAUUAUUUCGUGUAAAUGUUCUUGGUGUUCGUACAGCAUAUGAAAAACAUAAAGAUACAAGUGAAUCAAAAGGUGUUAAAGCACAUUUUCAAUUAGAUGAUAAUAGUCUUCUUGUUCUUGAUCGAAUUGAAUUUGUUUUCGAACGAAAAGAAACUGAAGCCGAUAAAAAUAAUACAACUAAUGAUGAAGAUGCAUCAACAUUAUCAAAAUUAGGUAGUAAAAUUUCAAGUUUCUUUUCAUCAUCUGGUUCAUCAACAUCGGAAAAUGAUACGAAUAAUGCAACAAAUACUACCGAUGAAAAAAUUCCGACUAAUAAUACUGAGACAAAUAAUGAUGAACAAACAAAAAAAUCUGUUGAUGAAAAAGAAGGAACUAAUACAACUGAUAAUACAACAACAACCACAACAACAACAACAACAACAACAACGCCAGCACCACCAAAAACAAUAACAAUUCGUGAACCAUUAGAAUUUCGUGUAGAAAUGCUCGAUUAUGCUGAUCCAACUUCAGAAGCUCAAGCUAAUUCAAUGAAAAAAUUGACAGCUUUGGAUGAACAUGAUCGUCAAUUAUUAGCUUUAGCAACAGCCAAGAAUAAUCUUGAAUCAUUUAUUUAUGAUAUGCGUGACAAACUUGAACAAGAUUCUAAUUAUAAAAAAGCAGCAACAUCCGAAGAACAAACAAAUAUUAAAGAAAAAUUGACUGAAAUCGAUACAUGGCUAUGGGAUGAUGGUAUUAAUGCUGAUGUUAAAACAUUAAGAUCUAAAUUAGAUGAAUUAAAAACGUUAACCAAAUCUUUAAUAUUACGUGUACGUGAACGUGAUUUACGUUCACAAAAAAUUCAAGAACUUAAAGAUACACUUAAUUCUACUGAACAAUUUGUUCGCACAACACGUAUUUUAUUUUUAAAAAAAGAUGAUGAUGAAAAGCCAUUUACUGAUGGAGAUAUUGAUGCAUUAGAAAAAACUGUUAACGAUAUAUAUAAAUGGAAUGAUCAGGUUUUAGAUUCAUUUUCAAAAUUAUUACCAACUGAUAUGCCAAAAUAUUUAUCAAAUGAUUUCGAUGAUAAAAUUAAUUUACUUAAACGUGAAACAAAUUAUUUACUUGGUAAAAUUCAACGAUUUGUUCCAAAACCAAAAACAACAACGACAACAUCACCACCAACAAAAAAAGUUCCAAAGGAUAAUGAAACAAAUAUUGAAAAAGAACAAGAACCAGAACAAGAAACAUCUUCGACUACUACUGCGACUCCUCAAGAAGAAGAAGAAACAACAACAACAACAACAACAACGACAACAACAAAAUCAAGUGAAGAAAAACGUCCAGAAUUAUAA
Rotaria sp. Silwood1 is the source of this 2742-nucleotide messenger RNA. The record is from the annotation of a GenBank genome assembly. NCBI's taxonomy places the organism in Eukaryota, Metazoa, Rotifera, Eurotatoria, Philodinida, Philodinidae.